AUGCUCGGCACAGCCCCUCCUGUAGCGUCAGGUCCUGUGGGCCUCUUUGGGGACACCGGGGUCCCUGGGCCGGUGCUGCCCGUGCUGGCCCGAAGAGCCCGACUGCCGGCACCGGCUCCCCCAGCACCGGCCCUGAGCGCGGCUGCCCGAAUCGUCGCUGCUGCCACCUGCCUCAGUGUCCCCAUUGCCCUGAGCCGCGUCCCGGUUUGGCCGCAGCUGGGCUCUCGCCGGGGCAGGCGGGUGUGCCAGGGCGUCGCGGCUCAGGUCCUGCCCUGCCGGCGCCUCUGCCCCCACGCCACGCUCCUCCCGGGACCCGGCUGCCCCGCGGGGCUGGGAGCGGAAUCGCUGCUGGAUGACAUCGUGCUCACACACUCGCUCUUCCUGCCCACCGAACGCUUCCUGCAGCAGCUGCACCAGCAAUAUCCUUGGGGGGCACGGGGGGCAGCGGGCGGGCGCUGGGGUGCCAUGAGGCGCCACCAGCUCGUGGAGACCGUGGAGCUCAAGGUGGCCGACGAGACGCCCCCCCCGAACAAGCAGGUGAAGCCACUGUUCAGGCAUUUCCGCCGCAUCGACUCCUGCCUGCAGACGCGGGUGGCUUUCCGGGGCUCCGACGAGAUUUUCUGCCGCGUGUACAUGCCCGACCACUCGUACGUCACCAUCCGCAGCCGCCUCUCGGCCUCGGUGCAGGACAUCCUGACCUCCGUCACCGAGAAGCUGCAGUACUCGGAGGAGCAGAGCGCCCGCGAGGACGCCCUCAUCCUCGUCACCAUGGCCUCGUCCGGAGAGAAAGCGGUGCUGCAGCCCAGCGAGGAGUGCGUCUUCACCACCCUGGGCAUCAACAGCCACCUCUUCGCCUGCACCAGGGACACCUUCGACUCCCUGGUGCCGCUGCCUGAGGAGAUCCAGGUGGUGCCGGGGGACACGGAGAUCCACCGCGCGGAGCCGGAGGAGAUCGCCAACCACCUCACCGCCUUCCACUGGGAGCUCUUCCGCUGCAUCCAUGAGCUGGAGUUCGUGGAUUACGUGUUCCACGGGGAGCGGGGCCGGCGGGGGGGGGCCAACCUUAAAGUGCUGUUGUCGAGGUGCUCUGCUGCGGCUGUCGCAGCAAAGGCCGGUGGGGCCAGGCCCUCGCCACCUUUGGCCUCCUGCCUCAGCAAGGGCUCCGCUCGCCGUAAGCCGUCCUAUCGAUCCUGCGGCGUGGAUCAGCCCCGUUUAGAGUUUCACCUGGGCAUUUUGCUGUCCCUGCCUCGUGACUCAGACCUGUGUUGGCAGACGCUGCGGCAGCUGACGGCGUCAACUCAGGGUGGCAGGCUGGAGCUGGAGACUGGUUGCCUGCUCCCGUGUAAGGCCGCUGGUGCCUCUCCGGUGCCGACCGAACCUGCCAGGCUCUGCGGAGCCCCGCUGGUGAAGCGCUGCGCGGGCUGGGAGCCCUUCUGGGCAUGA
Messenger RNA from Nipponia nippon (crested ibis), 1443 nucleotides. The record is from RefSeq and is a predicted model, not a curated record. Lineage: Eukaryota; Metazoa; Chordata; Aves; Pelecaniformes; Threskiornithidae.